Molecule: messenger RNA, 2798 nt
Organism: Acyrthosiphon pisum (pea aphid)
Lineage: Eukaryota; Metazoa; Arthropoda; Insecta; Hemiptera; Aphididae
Product: cytochrome P450 6k1
Molecular function (GO): oxidoreductase activity, acting on paired donors, with incorporation or reduction of molecular oxygen; monooxygenase activity; iron ion binding
Source: RefSeq, a predicted model, not a curated record
ACAAAAAAAAAAUAAUAACCACAAACAUUAAUUGAUAUUAUUGUAGUAAUGACUAUGGAAGUAUAUGGACGCAUUACCAUUCCCUCUCCAUAGUGAUAUCAACAAACUUACCAAUAAUAUUAUUAUUAUAUAGGUUUAUUAAUUUUUACUAUACUUUUAUAUUAAUGGUCGUACAUAUCGAAUUAUCAAUAUUUGUGUGUGAGAAAUAAUAAACUUAUUAUUACAGCCCAUAUAACCUUUUGUCAGGUGCGGCUCUAGAGACGUCAUGGUUAAGGGGAGGGAAGGGGCCAAGUCAUAAUUUUCAGAAAAUGUUGAUGAUUUUGGAAUUUUGUUUUAUAACAGUAUAAAAUCGUUUAGAAAUACAACUUGGGGGGAGGGGGGUGCUUAAAUCAAAUUCUUAAACACAUCAUGUUUGGUUUUUAUCGCAUGAUAUAUUUGGUGACUUUCAGGGCACGAAUGCAUGCAUAUUUUAAGGCUUUUUAGGACGCAUCAUGUGUUUAGCUGUAAUUAUAAUGAUAAUAACUAUAAUAUUAGACGCAAUCGGAAGUACAUGACGUACAUGACGUCACCGUGUUUGUGUACCGUGGUCUUCGCGUCACGAGAUGUACGACCAACCUGCAUUAUAUUAUUAUAGAAUAACGUGUUGUAGUAAUAAUAGUAUCAUAGUCUUAUAUUAUUAUUAUAUACACGUAAUACGCGUGUACAGCGCACUGUUUAUCUGGUGUUUAUUCAAUACAGUUGAUCGCUGUAUGAUUGUCAUUAUGUGAUUACUAUAAUACCGUUCACGCGUCAGGAAGGGGUUCGUCCGAUCCGCGGCCGAUCACUUUCUCCGGCCGGAAAGUUUUUAUUUUUUCUUUCUCAGAACUCCGUCGAGUACGCUUUGGGAACGACCGUCCAUUAUAAUAGUGGUAUAGUCGCGGGAAGUUUAGCAGUCAGUCACUACCUACCUACGCCAUCAUAUUAUAAUAAUAUUAUACUUUUUAUAUUAUAUUAUUAUUAUACCGAUAAUCACACGCGUGCGUACUUAGGUGCUACUUCUCAGUCUGCCGGCCGAGAGGAUUACGACAGAAUUACACCAGCGCAUUUGCACCAAUUCCAGAAAACUGUAGGGCUGCAGUCGUACCAAUAACCGUCAUGGGAGCGUACGUCACGUGGACGUUGGAGGUGUUGGCGUUUGCGAUUUUCGUCGUGGUCGCGGCCGUGGUGCCGUACGCCCGUCGGAAGCGCGACUACUGGAUGAAUCGUGGGGUGCUGGCGGCGGCCGGUUACCGGUUAUUGGUCAACACGCUGCCGGGCAUCCGUCUGCACGACAGGUCACUGUCCGGUCACCGGAACGACGCCAAGGCCGCGGGCGCCGCCGUGCUAGGGCUCUAUGAUGCAGGCCGGCCGACCGUACUGGCGUGCGACAUCCGGGUGGCCGCGGCCGCAAUGGCCAACGACGGCUUUGCCGAGGUGGAAACCAGAGGCGGCCGCGAGAUGAGCCUCUUACCGACCGCGGUGGACGCAGGUGCGGUGACCGCCGUGCUACCGACCAUGGCCGUGUGCGUGGCCGAGCUCAUCACAUCCCUGGAGGCCGUGGCAAACCGUCGGCUAACCAUCGUGCCGUGGACGGAAGUGAAAAAGUGCGCGACCACGGUGGUGGCCACGUGCGUGUACGGCCAGCCGAUGGUGGACUCGCGGAUCAAAGCGUUUGCGGAACAGUGUGACAAGGCGUUGUCGGGUGCUAGUGGUCGGCCGACGGUCACCGACCAUUUUGCAUCGUACGACUUGUCGUCGGACGGACGAGCGUCGUCUUCCGAUUUCAAACAAAUUUUACGGGCAGCCGCCGCAGACAGCGACAAAAUAGAUGCAGAUGUUGCCGACAAACAAGUGAGAUUAGAUAUGUUCGAGUUCGUGACGGGCACUAUAGAACAGACGGCGGCUCUAGUAACGGGUGCUCUGUAUGAGUUAGCCCGUGAUCAAAACAUCCAAAAUCACCUCAGAGAGCACUUGGACAGCGUGCUGGACGAGCAUCAAGAACAAGUCACAAUCGACCAAUUGGAUCGGUUACCGUACUUGGAAAACGUGUUAAAAGAAACGUUGCGGAAGUACCCGCUGGCAGCCGUUGUACGCCGCGUGGCCACCAAACCGUACGUUGUGCCUGGCACCGGUGGCCGUGGCACCAUCGAACCGGACUCGCUGAUCGUGGUGCCGGUGUACGAGCUGCACCAUGACGCCGAACACUUUACCGAGCCGGAAAAGUUCCAGCCACACCGAUUUCCCGGACAACUUUCGUCCGCGUACAUGCCACACGGCAGUGGACCGCAGUCCUACAUAGGUAAACAUUUCGUGGAGCUGGAAGCCAAGCUCGUUAUCGCCAUGCUGAUGUCCCGGUACGAAGUGCACGUGGACAGUGCCACGCCAGGCACUCCACCGGAUCCAUUGGACCGGAAAUCGUUUGAGGGCGUCCGCAUGACUGUGGCCAAUCGGAGCAGCGUCCGAGAGUCGACGAUGGGCGCAUCUUUGCGACAGUUUCAUAUGAGCAACGGCGUGAACUCUGGUGAUCGGAAAUUCCUGUUUUUCUGAACGCGUCGUCGUGCCGGGACGAGAGGAGCAAUUCUAUGUAAUAUUAGUAUUAUUAUUAAGCGCGUGAAGUGAACUACUAUAUUUUAUAGUUUUAAUAUUGUAUAACAAUAACUUUACCGACCAUAGACUUUUUUUUAUAAUUUUAUUUUGUAAGCUAUUACGCCGACACACCGUGCAAUACAUAUUUUCAGGGUACAAAUAGUUGUCAUGAAAUAAAGGUUCUUUAUACGAUA